Lentinula edodes (shiitake mushroom) is the source of this 2673-nucleotide messenger RNA. RefSeq lists its product as uncharacterized. NCBI's taxonomy places the organism in Eukaryota, Fungi, Basidiomycota, Agaricomycetes, Agaricales, Omphalotaceae. The transcript is spliced from 5 exons. Bases 332 to 2437 code for a protein of 701 amino acids. The record is from RefSeq and is a predicted model, not a curated record.
ACUUGUGACGGAGGAAGAAUGAUCAUUACUGGGUCAGGAUGGCGAACACAUUGAUGACCGAGGCAUUCCGUAUAACGAAGGAGAAGAGAAUGAAAACCUUCAAUACGAGCCAUGAACAACGGUAUAAUUAGUUGGUUGUAGGAUGACACGCGAACAGACGCGAACAUUCAGAAUUGACGCCCACGCCCAAACCCUCCUCUCUCUCUAUUCCGUCUUCAUCGAAGAUCUUCGGCGAAUAUUAUUAUCAUUGGGAUCUUUUGUCAAAGACUCGAAGUAUUGCGUAGCGCCCUAUAGAGCUAGCUCUCUAUACCAAUAAAGAUUACCAGCCCAAAUGGGGACAGGAUACAAGUUGAAAGGAAAAGCCAUAAACUUGUUUUCCAAAUUGAAGCCAAACGAUGAUUCCCGUAAUAAUGGCCCGGAUGUCAAUUCGCGCGUCUCUCCAUCCAGCCCUAGCUCAAGAUCGCCAUCUCCAACUAAGAUACCAGCUUCCGGUGCACCUCCUCGAGGUCCUCGAGCUCCUGGGCAAACGCGCUCAGCUGAUGUGAACCAGAAUCAGCUCUCAGAAUCCUUGGACGCGCUCAAUUUAAAUGAACAUCCUGUUACACGGCAGCCUCAGCAGCGCUCUGGAGAUCCAUACUCAAAUGAUCAUGAACGAUAUCCAAGUGAUGGUCAAGUAUAUGCGCCACAGCAUCGACAUAGCAAUUCUGCACCCGGUGGGCCUUUCAUCGGUGGAUUUGCAGCACGCCCGCCUCCUCCAGCAUUGACACAGCAAUACGAUGGCCCUCCUCCACUUCCUCGACCUCCUGCAAUGCAGUUUCCCAAUCCAGCCGUGGAUAAUUCUACACCAUCACUUACAAUGCAAUACGCUCAACAACAACCGCCACCUCCGCAACAACUUCUAAAUCCGUAUGGUGGAGGUCACACAGGAUACGGAACGCCUCCUGCGAGACCAUAUUCUGCUCCUGCGCCUCCGGGAUUCCCACAUCCUGCCUCAUCUCCAUAUCCAUCUCCCUAUCCAUCACCGUAUCCAAUACCAGGAUCUUCUCCUGCUUAUACACCACAAUACCCAAUGCAGCCACCUCCAUCUACAUCUGCACCCAACUUCUUUCCGACGCCUCAUCAACCUCCUCAGCACGCGGGAAGACCACUUCCUAGCUCUCCGUCUGGUGCUCCACCUCUACCAUCCAGUCCCACACGCCCGGUACUCAACACGCAAUUCAACAGUCCCAGCGCUGGACUGAAGCAGCACGGAGCACCCGGCAGACGUCGAGCUUCGUCUACGCCACCAACUCCUACAGCAGGAGCUACAGGGGUCAGCGGGCAGAUUCAGUGUAGUGGUGUUACGAAGGCCGGAAAACGAUGUACGAGGCUGGUCAAAGGUGGUCCGGCACUGGUUAAUGUCUGGGGCACAAAUUCGCCUACUUCUGGGGACGUCGAACGUUUCUGUCAUCAACAUGCGAAGGAGCUGUUGGGUCCCAGUGGAUUUUAUGCUAGGAAACAGCACCGGGAUGGACGGCAGGGACAGGGCUUGCAGGAAUGGAUCGACUUUAAUGACUAUAUACCUCCCUACUUACAUCCGGACACUCAAGUCGCCCUCCGAGUGGAAAUGGAGAAGCCGCGAAGCCAGAGCGAUGUAGAGGGAUACAUAUAUACGUUCGAGAUUCGAGAUCCGAAUGACCCUUCCCCACCUACGAUCUCACUUAAAGUCGGCCGCGCCGUUAACGUCGUAAAGAGGUUGAACCAAUGGGGAAAACAAUGCGGGAGUAAGGAACAAGUUCUUCGAGGCUGGUAUCCUGGUGAAGUAGAUAACGACUCGGAAGAAGCCAAUGAUACCGUGGGCCAAAGUCUCAUGAAAGGUCGUGUCAAAGCCGGCGGCAGGGGCGUUUGGUGUCAUCGCCUUGAACGACUUAUACAUCUCGAACUGGCGGACCUUGCUGUACAUGGGCCGUACCUCCAACCUGGUUGGGAAGCGUUCACGAAAGGUUCUGGAAGGGGUAAGCUGUAUGCUGAUGCUCAUCCAGAUUAUGCGUCUAGCGUAAACACGGCUGCUACUGGCACUCACUCCUCUGCCUCCGCUUCAGUUAUUUCACUAUCCUCCUCUUCCUCCUCAUCCAGCUCAUCACCCUCGACUCCUGUCAAGGGCAAAACAGGCAAAACCAAAUCCGGGACGCCAGCUAAAUCCAAAUCGCCACCCAAAAGCAAAAAAGACAGAUUCCUUGCAAAUGGACUGGGUAACGGGGGCGGAGGUGCGCCUUGUAAGGAUUGUGGACAGAUACAUAAAGAAAUAUUCGAGUAUAUGCGAGUUCCGAAACGACCUAAAGGACCGAAGGGAAAGAAAGGUAGUUCGAAGAAUGUAGACUAUUAUGGAAUGGAAUGGGAAGGUAUUGUGAAAAAAGUGAUAGAUGAGUGGGGGUCAUUCGUUGAGAACUAUGUGUAGCCCGGAGGGAUGGCAAGGUUUGUAGUGGGUGUGUUUGAAAUUGGGGAACGCUGGACGUUGCACGUUCUAUUUGGAUUGAUUUGUUGUAUAAGGACUUUGCAACCCAGUUGCAACCUGAACUUGCUAUGUCGCUAUCGCUGUCUGUACAACAUCUGGACUGUACAUAGUAGAGUUGUUCCGGGUGCCAAAUGGAGCGUUCAAUCUCCCCACCUGCGAUCAUGAUGUCCACUUCCACG